Molecule: messenger RNA, 5794 nt
Organism: Copidosoma floridanum
Lineage: Eukaryota; Metazoa; Arthropoda; Insecta; Hymenoptera; Encyrtidae
Gene: Prosap
Product: SH3 and multiple ankyrin repeat domains prosap
Cellular component (GO): postsynaptic density; postsynaptic membrane; dendritic spine
Molecular function (GO): synaptic receptor adaptor activity; ionotropic glutamate receptor binding
Source: RefSeq, a predicted model, not a curated record
CCCGGCAGUGGCCGCCCGACUCCGCGCCAGUGUACUGUGGAGAUGCGCGCGCGUCGCAUCGCCCGCACCUAACUAACCCAAGUGCCGAGUGCGCGCGUGCCGAGCUUGUAAUUGUUCUUUUUUAAAUUCUUUGCUCGUUUGUUUUCGAUAAAAAAAAAAUAAAAAAAAAUAAAAUAAAAUUCACGUCACACGCGUACCAAACGAAACGAGAAAACGGGGCGAGAGGGAGGGGAAAAAAAAAAGUUUGCCUCCUGCUGCCCCUCCCGCUGGAAGCUCGGGGGUGUGUAUGCUGUACACAUACAUCUCCGGCCGACCAACCCUCUUCGGCUGUGCAUGUAGUGCGACUCUACUCUACUAUACCGCGUACAUCAUUACGCGAGUGAUGUUUAGUGCUCAAAUUGUUGUUGCCAGUGUGUGAUUGUUGUUGUUUGUUUGUUUGUGACGCCGACAAAGAAAAAAAAAAAAAAGUGAUCAGCUACCGUGCGGAGGCUGGCCUCCCUUUCCUCGAGCUGCCGGAGAGGAAGUGCGCGCGAGAGGAUCACACACACGAUGUGAUGCCGAGCUGAGCCGAGAGUAGGGUAGGUCCGCCGCGCGAUGGAGGCGGUACCUAAGCAAGCCGUGGCGCCGAGCCCGGGCGUCCAGCUGCAGCAGUGCCAACAGCAGGAGGACGUGCAGUCGGACGGUGGCGGCCCCAUCGAGGACGGCAUCAUUCUCGCUAGGGUCCACGUACCCGAGCUCUGCGUCAGCAAGUGUCUCCAGUUCCCCAAGGAUCAGCUCGUCUGGGACGUCAAGCAGCAAUGCCUCGCAUCUCUACCCAAGGUGGCCACUUGGUACAGGGAGUUGAAGGAGAGUUUCAAUUACGGGCUCUUCUAUCCACCGGUGAACGGCAAGGCUGGAAAAUUCUUGGACGAGGAGCGCCGGCUCGGGGAUUACCCCUUCAACGGACGCGUCGGCUACCUCGAGCUCAAGUACAAAAGGCGGGUCUACAAGAUGCUGCACUUGGACGAGAAGCAGCUGAAGGCGUUGCACACGAGGACGAAUCUGCGGAGGCUGCUCGACUACGUGGCCAACAGCCAGGUCGAGAAGAUCGCCAAGAUGUGCGGCAAGGGCCUCGACCCGAACUUCCAUUGCCAGGACACCGGAGAGACACCGUUGACGUUGGCCACGACGCUCAAGAAGCCCUCGAAGGUGAUAAUAGCGCUGGUGAACGGGGGCGCCCUGCUGGACUACAGGACGAAGGAGGGCCUGACGGCGAUGCACCGGGCGGUCGAGCGGAACAACCUCGAGGCCGCGAAGACCCUCCUGGAGCUCGGGGCCAGUCCAAACUACAAGGACACCAAGGGCCUGACGCCACUCUACUACAGCGUCAUAUACAAGACAGACCCGAUGCUCUGCGAGAGUCUCCUGCACGACCACGCGACCAUCGGCGCCCAGGAUCUACAGGGCUGGCAGGAGGUCCAUCAGGCCUGCCGCAACAAUCUGGUCCAGCACCUGGACCACCUGCUGUUCUACGGCGCUGACAUGAACGCCCGCAACGCGUCGGGCAACACGCCGCUCCACGUGUGCGCGGUCAACAACACCGACUCCUCGUGCAUACGGCAAUUGUUGUUCCGUGGCGCCCAAAAGGACGCCCUCAACUACGCCAACCAAACGCCUUACCAGGUCGCCGUGAUCGCUGGUAACAUGGAGCUCGCCGACGUCAUCAAGAACUACCAGCCCGACGAAGUCGUGCCGUUCAAGGGCCCGCCGCGCUACAAUCCAAAGCGACGCUCGGUGGCGUUCACCUGUGGCCUGUCGACCAGCUGCUCAGCCGGGAACCUCGGCACCCUCACCAGACAACCGUCCAGCGCCGAGUACCAGCAGCCAUUGACCCCGUCCUCGCCAAUCGGCAUGUCCACGUCUCUGGUGCUGACUUCGCCCACCACCUCGGCAGCCAAUACCCUCAAUCGCUCCCAGCACGAGCACUACUCGAACCCGAGCAGGGUCGUAUCCUCGGCUGACGCUUACUUGGCCGCGGGUAGCCUCGGCAGGGCCCCGAGCGCCGAUAACCACCACCACUCGACCAUGCCCCGGGCAGAGUCCCACCACGGAUGCCUGAACAGAGUACCGUCCAUUGAACAGCAGCAGACCAGUGCCGGUUCUGCCACUGUUGAUCCCUCCGUGCCUGCGUCGGCGAGCGCCAAUACCAAUACCAUCCAGAGAAAUCCGUCCGAGCGACAGCUAACGCAGCAAAGAUCGGAAUAUCAGAGCCCUGCCCAGCUCAGGGAGCUCGCUGCGAGAUUACCGACAAGCGGCGAGCACUAUCAGAACGUGCGAGUCGAGGGCUUGACGAGGCUGCAGGAGCACCGGAUCGAGCUCCAGCACCGACUCGACAUACACCAGCACUCCGGCACUGGUGGCCUAAGGCCGAUCGACAUGCCACCCUCGCCCUCGCCGAGUAGCCGCAGUCUGGCGCCUUUCAGCUCCGCGAGCUCUAGUCUUUCCGAGGGCAGCAACCAGCCGUCCGGCGAGGACUCGGCCAGCAUUGUCACAGACAAGAGCCUCGGCGACACGGCCUCGGACGUCAUAAGCGACAGCUCGGGCGUCGGCACCUCGCAAUCGGACACGACCAACAAUUCGCUCUCGAUACCCGGGACCACAGUCGUGUGCGUCGAGGGCUACAGCAGCGGCAUACCCGGACACCUCAACAUCAACCAGGGCGACAUUCUCGAAGUGACGGGAGCAACGGACUGCGGACUGUUGGAGGGUGUGCUGCGGGGCCAGGGCACCGGACUGUUCCCGGCCCAUUGCGUCCAGGAGGUCAGGCUGCGUCACACCAACAUACCGCUGGGGCAGCAGGCGGUGGCGCGGGAGGCCGCGGCCGUUGCCAACAGGAGCCGCGUGCUGGGUCGCCGGGAGUCGCAGCACAAGUACUUUGCCACUGCUCCUAGAUUAAAAAAACCGAUAACGUCGGAGCCGCGCACGGUCGUGCUGCACCGGUCGCGCAAGGGCUUCGGCUUCGUGUUGCGCGGGGCAAAGUGCACCACCAACCUGACGGAGAUGACCCUGUCGGCGCGCUACCCGGCCCUCCAGUACCUCGACGACGUGGACGAGGGCGGGGUCGCAGAUCUGGCCGGGCUGCGAAAGGGCGACUUUCUCAUCCAGAUCAACGGCGAGGACGUCACCACUGCCCUCCACGAGCACGUGGUCGAUCUUAUCCGCAAGAGCGGCGAACUCGUGAGGAUGACGGUCGUCUCGCCGCUCCUUGGUUUGCCGAAUUCCCAGUCGGCCGCCGUUUUGCCGACUAGUCAGCCCGCCCAGAGGCAGUACGCGACCCUGCCGCGCAAGGCCAGCAACAGCGUCGCCAUCGGGGGCACUUUGGGCAGGUCGCCCGCCCCGAUGCCGCCCCGACGCGACCCCAAGACAACGUUGAGCGUAGGCAGGGCCAGGGCAAGAUCCAUGGUUGCCGGUCUAGGCGGUGGCGGUGACAAGGAUGAGCGAGACGAGAUGACGAUGGGCAAGUCAAACAGCUCCGAGUCGCUGAAUCUGAGCCAACAGGGCAACGCCAACCAGCCCAGGACGGCGAGCAUACGGUCGAGACCGACCUCGAGCCGCAUCACCGCCGCCGAGCUCGAGGAGCUAUUUCAGCGACAACAGGGCGCGGGUAGCAUGAGCGCCGUCGCCCCGGCCUCUCGUUACGGCUCGAUGAUGCACGUGAACGCGAUCGGCUGCGCCACCCCGAGUCCCAAGCCGCAUCCAAAGUCGUCGGCAAAGUCGGGCAGGGUCUACGCCAGCGUGGCCGAGAUGAAGCGCAAGGGCAAAUCGUCGCGGGUGCGCUUCUUCGGAGGCUUGGGCGGUGGCUCGGACCUGCACCGGGACUUCCACAGCACCCCCGACCUAAACGUCCAAGCGGCCCAAGCGACGCACCAGGGCCUGGCCUCCAAGGGCCACCGCAGCCAAGAGGACGUCAACGCCAUGAGGAACGGCCUUCCGCCCCCUAACCACCCACCACCACCACCGCCCGUUGGCCAAGUUGUCAAGGUCAACGUCAACGCCCCCGUGACGGACGCCCCGACCCCAGCCUCCGUCUACGACAACAUGGCCCACAUACAGCAAGUCAAAGAACUGGCCGCGGCGACGGCGGAGAACAUCUACGGGGUGAUGUCGAGCUUCCGGCCGUCCAACAGCGCCAAGCUGUACGCCUCGCCCGAGGACAUGAAGAGCGUGGGUUACCGCUCGCUCAGUCUGCCGGGGCACUCUGGGCGGGUCCAGCUCCGCAAGUCGCACAGUCUUCGCACGCCCAACGGGGGCCCACCCGGCGUCACCUUCAAGUCGGGCCCACCCGGGCAACAGUUGGCCUCGUGCAACGGCGUCCAAGCCGGGGGCCAACAGCAAGCCACCGGGAACCAGCCCCUCGCCAACGGUAACCAGUACGCCCAGCCGCUCAAAAGCGGCAGGAGCCACAGCGUCGUCGGCAUCAUGAGGGACAGGAAGAAGAAGAAGGGCACCAGCGUGGCCAGCAGCUCCUCCGCCUCAAACUUGUCCAGCAUAGCUGGCGCCGGUAACAACCCUAGUUGCGGUGGGUCGGCGCCGCCGAUACCCGAGCCGGACUACAGCCUGAGCGAGUCGGAGAACGACGAGGAGCUGACGGACGAGGGGGAGGAGCUGGAGAUCGCCCAGGAGCUGGAGAAGGCGGCGGCGCGCGAGAAGUUGGAGUCGACGCGGGAAACGUCGGGCAACUCGAACGCCUCGGCCGGUAGCAGCGGGAGCAGUUCGUCGUCGGGCUCGCUGCCCCACUCGUUCAGCGUCGAGGAGAUCCAGAACGUCAGGAAGCAGCUCAAGACGCAGCAGUCGAUGGUGGAGGACGGCGACAACAGUUCCAGCGGAGUGAGCUCCGACCAGGAUGUGCCGGUUGGCCCGCCCUCGGGCUUCGACGACACGCAAGCUCGCAACAACGAGGCCAACCACCACCAGCACGUGCACCACCAUCACCACCACCACCAUCAAGCUCACGUGGACGGCCACGAGAAGAACACGACGGUGGUAGUGGUGGGCGGGGGUCUGAGCUGCGCCCAGAAGAGGGCGAGUUACGGGGGUAGUGGUGCGCUGACGAGGCACGCGGUGAGCCUGGCCCAGUUGCCCCCGCCGUUGGAGGCCGACGCCGAGGAGCAGAGCGGCGAGCUGUUUGUACCUCCUCCGCCGGAAUUCAAUGCUGACGGUACUCCGGUGGUCACCGCUGGCGACGAGCUCGUCUUCGCCCCGCCCCCCCAAUUCUCCGACAACGGCAAACCGCAGAUGCCGCAUCAGCAGCAGCGGGUCAAGAUCAUCGGGGCCAUUCCCAAGUCGGCUGGCAAUCAGGUGAAAGCGGCGACCGGCAGACUGAUCAACCAGUAAGGCCCCACCCUUCCAUGGAUGGAUGUUGAUUUGGUCCUUUGCGAGGCGAUUGCUCUUACUUUUAGGGUACUUUUAAUCUCGCGAUCUUCAGCUGCGCCAAUGAUGGACACCUCAAACGCUGAUUGUUAGGGUAAUAAUUUAUAUCCGAGAUAUUACGGAUAUGCAAAAGAAAGAGGCUAAGACUGUUAAUCAAAAUGAAAUGAUUAUAAUAUCUGCACAAGUUUCGUACGUUUUGUACGCCAUUGUUCUUUUCUUUUUCUUAUUUUGUUUCUAUUUUUUUUUUUUUGUUUUUUUUUUUUUUCACGUGGAAAAUACAUGAUACGUAUAGGAAAAUGUAGAUUAUAAAUAGUGUAAAGUACUUUCGUUGUAAUGGUUGGUUGUUGAAACUAACGGUUUGGUUGAGUUGCAUAAAGUAUAUAUA